UUCUUGAAAGGUUAGCGCCUACUUUCCUAAUGGCUAGCUGCGAAUCACCGUAGCUCAGCCAGUUCAACGCAGUUUGUGUGACAGUGUACAGCUGGGUCGAAGUAGAAGAGGGACCAUUCAUUAACACCCAGCUCGGUGUGUUUUUGUCGUUUUGAUCAAGCCAUGUAUGUAGGAUACGACGCGUGAGGAGUAACGUUAGCGUUAACUAACAUUGAGUCAGUGUUGCGUGUUGUGGACUGCCACUUUCAACCAAAACAAUGUUGACAGACGACCUGUGGACACUUAACAACAAUCAGGCAUUUCAAGGAUGGAUAAUGGUGGAGUGAAGAAGAUAACAUACAUAAGAGAUGGCCAUUUAAGCAAACUGGUCUACACUGAAAGCCCGGAGGAGGGAGGUCUACUGAAAGUGGCUCCUCACAGUGCAAUGUCCAUCACCUCUGCCACCUCUGUCGUUCUUCCAUCCAACUCAUUGAUGCAGCCAGGGCAGGUGCCUAUUAACGGACUAAGCAACAGCCCCCUUCCAGAGGAGCUCACCUCCACCUCUGUCACUGCCUUUGUAGGCCCCUUGUUGGAAGACCCAGAACCCAGGGGCCUGACCAAAGAUCAGAGGCUUCAGCAGCAGUUACUCCAGACACAGACUUCCGCUACGUUUGAGCGUCAAACCUUGAGGGACAAUUUGGCCCAGUUGGAGGCCAGUAUAGCGGACAUUACUCAGUCCUCCAUGGAUUCACUUAUUGGGGGAUCAGAUCCCAACUUCUUUCCCAUGAGAACAGAGGAUUUCUCCAUGGAAAAAGGAGACCAGGACCCCAUUGACCUUGAUCAUGCCUUUGAGCACAUUGAGAAAGAUGUGGACGUGAACCAGAAAUUGUUUAGUGACAACACUCUGGACCUGCUCCAAGAUUUCGAGCUGACUGGGUCCCCCUCAGAUUUCUAUGUAGGGGAUGAUGCCUUCCUGUCUUCUCUGGCAGAUGAUUCAAUGCUUGGGGAUGUUAGCUCAGAAAAGGACAUAAAGGCCGCCGUGGUUGAGGACAUUAACCGUAGCGCAGCAGUCUCUGUUGCUCUCAAUGGCAGUCCAGAUCAGUCCAUCUCCAGCGUAUCCACAACUACCUCCUUAACCCCUACAACCACUUUGUCUGCAUUGGUGAAGAAAGAAAAAGAUGCUGGCUUCAUUCAGCUCUGCACCCAAGGUGUGAUCAAACAGGAGAAGAUGUCUGCAGGUCAGAGUUAUUGCCAAAUGAGUGACAGGUCCUCCACAGACAUGUCCAACUCUAACCCCAUCUCCAUCUGUGGGGUCAGCACUUCAGGAGGACAAAGCUUCCACUUUGGAGUCAACCCCAGCAGCAAUGAAGCUCAGCAGCAGAAGGAUCAGAAGCCAGUGUCCAGCCUGUAUCUCCCAUUAACACCCAUUGGUGGGCCCUGGAACAGAGGCCCAGGUGUUGGGGACAACUUGGCGAUGCACAGGCCCAGUGAUGCUUUCUCAAGCUCUUCCUCUUACCCCACCAGCCUUGCCAGUGCCAUCUCCAGACAGGAAGGGGUCACCGCUACAUCGUCAGCACAGGGAAAGAGCGGGACUCAUAAAAUUUGCCUGGUGUGCUCUGAUGAGGCGUCAGGCUGCCACUACGGCGUUCUCACCUGUGGCAGCUGCAAGGUGUUUUUUAAGAGAGCAGUGGAAGGGCAGCAUAAUUACCUGUGUGCUGGGAGGAAUGACUGCAUAAUUGACAAGAUCAGGAGGAAGAACUGCCCAGCCUGCCGUUUCCGCAAGUGUCUAAUGGCAGGCAUGAACCUGGAAGCGCGCAAAACCAAGAAGUUGAACCGCCUAAAGGGCGUCCUGCCGAGCAACCCACCCGAACCGACUCCUUCCCCGCCAGUUGAGGCUCGGUCCCUUGUACCCAAGUGCAUGCCUCAGCUUGUCCCCACGAUGCUGUCCCUGCUGAAGGCCAUCGAGCCAGACACCAUCUAUGCCGGCUACGACAGCACCCUGCCCGACACCUCCACCCGCCUCAUGACCACCCUCAACAGGCUGGGCGGCCGGCAGGUCAUCUCUGCUGUCAAGUGGGCAAAGGCUCUGCCAGGUUUCAGGAACUUGCACCUGGACGACCAGAUGACUCUGCUGCAGUGCUCCUGGCUCUUCCUCAUGUCUUUUGGUCUGGGCUGGAGGUCUUACCAGCAGUGCAACGGCAACAUGCUCUGCUUUGCACCAGACCUCGUCAUCAACGAGGAGCGGAUGAAGCUGCCCUACAUGGCCGACCAGUGUGAGCAGAUGCUGAAGAUUUCCAGCGAGUUUGUCCGGCUGCAGGUUUCCCACGACGAGUAUUUGUGCAUGAAGGUCCUGCUGCUGCUCAGCACAGUGCCAAAGGAUGGCCUGAAGAGCCAGGCGGUGUUCGACGAUAUCCGGAUGUCGUACAUUAAGGAGCUGGGGAAAGCCAUCGUGAAGCGCGAGGAGAACUCCAGCCAGAACUGGCAGCGUUUCUAUCAGCUCACCAAGUUGCUCGACUCCAUGCAUGAGAUGGUCGGUGGACUGCUCAGCUUCUGCUUCUACACCUUUGUGAAUAAAUCCCUGAGUGUGGAGUUCCCGGAGAUGUUGGCAGAGAUUAUCAGCAACCAGUUACCAAAAUUCAAAGCCGGGAGCGUCAAACCACUCCUCUUCCACCAGAGAUGACUUUGCCCCAUAACAGACACAAUGCCUUAAAAUCCCACCACAUCACCUCACCAACACCCCCCCACCCCCCACCCACAAACCCCAUACCGCGAAGGGCGACAAGUAGAGUGAUGUUUCGGGGAACGAGUAUGCAACUUUGUAUAGUGGCUGGCUUACGGGUCAGGAGGGAGAGAGCGGAGAGACUGGAGAUGUUUGUGUUGGAACCCGACGGAGGUUUUGUUUUGUUGAGCAGACGUGAGAGGUAGUGAAUAAAAAGUAGGAAAUGUUUGUAAGAUAAAAGAUAUUCACAAAGAGAAAUAGGCUAACAUCCAUGUCGUCUCAGGUUUCUUACCGUCAAAUACAGAACGAUAUCUAAAAUAGAUAAAAGAAAUAUCUAUGUACAGGUUCUGAGAGUAUUUUCUACACUUUCAAAUUGUAACAGUUUAUACAGUUUUCCAGGUUGUCGUUGCCUGUGAAGGUAACAAAGCUUAAUUAAUAACUUGCUCUUAAGUAGGCUUUUAAGACUGUAUGUUCCUCUUUACGUUUUUAUAGGAGGUUGUAACAAAAUGUUUCAGUCACAUGGGAGCAAAAACUCUGUUUUGCAGUCAUUUAAAAAGCAUAUUUCAUUGCUUUAAUUGAUACUUUGGACGUUCGAACAAUUCUGUUGGAUUGUUGAUCGACAGGCGUCUGUUAUUAAAAGGGAAAAAAAUGUGCCUUUUUUGCUUCAGAUAUCAUCUUAGCCAUUUCUUCCGACCUGUCCCAACGCGUGCUUCUAUUUAACCCCUUCAUCAUAUGUUUGAUUGUACUUUUUAUGUUAGAUGCAGUUGUAAGUUUUCCUUCUUUUUUUUUUUUGUUAAUGGAUGUGUUUAUCUUUAGAUGCUCGGUCCAUCCUCCGUGUGUAAAAAUUAUCCUUAUCAUUACGACAGAAUAUUCAAAGCCCGCACACUGAACUCCUCAAGUGUGAUUCAAGCAUUUCGUACCCUGCUAAAGGCUUUAAACGACUGUGAAGAAAGAUUAUUAUGCUGUGCCAGUCUUUAAUAUAUGACUUUAGAUAUAUUUUUCUGUUAGGAAAUAGCCCACUUUGAUGUUUGUUUUAGCCCCCACUCCUGCCCCCGUAGUCUGAUAAUGGAAUGUGAUAGAUACCUGCGUCUACCGAUCACAGAAGAGAAGGCAUAUUUUAUUGUUUUUGCAAGAUUGUCAUUUUUUAUUCAUCAGGAAAACUAAUUUCUAUAGUUUUAACAUGGCUUAAACUAGCCACCCUUCAUUUUUUAACGUUCCUCUUACAGUCUGUAAGAUCCAACGAACACGCAUUCAUGAUUCUGCCACUGACGAUCCUUCUUUGACAUUAUAUCCAUGCUAUCAAUUAGCAUCUGAUUUGGAUGGUUAAUUAUUGAAAGCCUUUACAUUGUUGCUUUGCUGUAGCGCUUCGUUAGGGUGAAAUGUCACACUCAUGUCUGUAUGUUAAAUAUGUACCUGAAGUCAGCAUCUGUCUUGCUUAGCUAAGGUGUGUAGCUCAGUCCCAACCUCGGUCAGACAAACACACUGACCUGCAUCUGACCUCACCGCAACCCUCUUUGAGGCGGUCAGGCACGCUUUUGCCCAAAUCCAGAGAUGAGCAAAUCAGUGGUUCAUAUUUAGUGUACAGAUGUGAGAGGGGGCAUCAGUUUUCUCAUCUUAACUGGACAAGAAAGUGAAAAAGAGUAUUUCUCAAAAUUAAACUGAAUGGGUUGUAUGAUAGAUGGCUCGUGUAUACAGCACUUUGGAUCAGGUUCAUCACCUUGUAAAUCUCCCACAGCUGCUGAAAACCUUUAAUGUUUAACCUUUCUACCCCUUGAACGCCCUGUUAGAACCUUGUCUCAAUGUCUGUGUUUUUAGUACAUUAGCAUGUUGAUUUGUUUCUUAGGUAGUUGAGCCCCAAUGUUUGAAAGCACUUAUGCUGUGUUCCAUUUACCUCGGAAGUCGGAGCUGGGAAUGACGUCACACACAAGGCGAAAACCUCGCUCGGCCAGCCAUAGUUUGCAACCAGUCAGGUUAGCUAUUGUUACGCCGGUUGAUUAAAAGAAAAAUGCAUUGUGCGGUAUUUGUUCUUACUAAACGCUAUAGCAGACAGCAGUUAGACAGUACUUUGUGUAUGAAUAUUUAUAUGAGACACAAAUACACAGAAGUGCUAAUAAACAGUAUAAACUACAGCUUUCACUAACUUGAUACUCACAGCAGCCGUCUUGGAUCACGAAGUUGGGGUAGUGCAGUUCUCCCGACUUUCAAAGUCGGAAAGCCGACUUAAGGGGUGCGUUCCCUUUGAGAUUUCCGACUUCCCAUGUCAAAUGGAAUGUAGCAUUUUCAUGAGUCACAGUGAAAGUGUAGCGUUGCGACUGGGGAGGCAGGCGAAAUGGAUCCUUUAUUCUCUGGGAACUGUUUGAGUGCCAAACUCCUGUUUUGUUUGCUUUGGUCAGUGUUUGUAUCUCAAGAGGAAACAAGUCCCAGCAUUGAAGCUUAUAAAUGUGCCCAUAAAUAGAUGGGGGGCAAAAAAGGCCUGAAUUAUCUUCGCUCCAGUGUACUGGAUUAAGAUCAUUAUUGGGUGAUAACCGAGCUGUAUCUGUAAUACAGAUGUGUUGUGUAAUCACACAGUAAUGUGGGCCUGUCAGUUCAGUAUCUGUUUAUUUGUGUUGUGUGUAAGUAGGUGAGAAUAUGUGCUGCAACAUUUUCAUCAGCUUAGUUUAUCAGUGUGUUUCAUAACCCAAACAUGUUGUUUGUGUUUAAAGCACAAAAGAAUCCAGGUUUUUGACAUGAAUGUGAUCCUUUAAGAAGAAGUAAUUUCGUUUAAAAGAAAUGCUCUUGACGAGGUGAUGCCCUGCCAGUUUUAAAAAUAAUUGGAUAAAUAUGUCAAGUGACUACAAAGGGCUCACAGUUGCAUUUCAUAUGGAAAAUGUCAAAUUGUUCCUCUGUUGCUAAACUAUCCCAACAACAAAUGUAAAAGCACUAAUUAUACAUCUUCAACUGCUCCCGUGCUCAGGUUGUUCAAAUGUGAAAUCACAGUGUGUGGUCACCCAUGUUUAGUCAUCUGUGUCCUGACUUAUAGAGCCAAAAACUUUCAGUUUGGGUUCCCCAAAAUGUGUCUGCUUCUGUGUGUUUUUUUUUUUUUGUUUGUUUGUUUUUGUCAGGGGGGGAAAAAAGUUGACUUGACAGAGUAGUAAUAUUUUAGGAAUGUGCUGCCACGGUCGUCGUUCAUACCCAGGCUCAGAAAAAAAGAUGUGUUGUUAUUUUUCUUUCUGAGUUUUAUUCAAAAUAGUUUAAAACCAUCUUUAUUAACUGCAUAGGGGUUACUCACAGGUUACUUUCACAUUCAGUGUAUCCAAAUAUCUGCUGCUGUUCAUUUAAACAGGUGUAUAUAUAUCCUAUAUAUAUAUAUAUAUAUCUCACACACUUGCCUCUUCUUGCUCAAAAAUGUAUCCUGUCGUGUACAUUUUUGAGAACAACUGAAUAUGCAAUAGAAACGCCAGAUAAUCUAUCACCAUCACUUAACAAAGUGUGGUUGCUUCCUUGGUAUUUCUUUUUGUUCCAGUAUAAGCUAUUUGCAUACAGGAGAUUCACAUUUAACUUUAUCUCUGCAGGCCAGAUUUUCAGGAAAAGAUAAACUCGGUCUAACAAGACUGCACAAAAAAAACCCUAUUUUAUGUUUGACUACAAGGUGACCAAAGCAAGUACAGACAAAUUCAACAUGUCAAUGUAAACUAAGUAGCUCCUAGAAGACAAAUGUACAUUUAUUUGUUUUGUUUUGUUUUUUUUUUACUCUUAACGCGAUGGCUUUGGUCAAAUUGUGUAAUACUGUGAAUAGGAUAGGAGUCAGUCUUUUUCACACACAACCUGUUUGUGAAAGUAAUCAACCAGCUUGAAUCUAAAAAGAUUUGCACUACCCAAAUAUUGUUUGAAAAUCUAUUUUGUAUAAAACAUUAUGCAGACAUUAACUUUUGAGAAUCAAGGGCAGAUCAUAUUUCACUGGUAUAUGCGUUCUCUAAAAAAAAACAAAAAAACAUUUGUUUUGCUUACAUUUUGAAUAUGUACAUAUAAUCCAUUGUAAAGAAAAUGUGGUGUAUUUGUCUCCAAAUACUAGUUUUUCUAUACCCACCCUGUAUUAUUUCUGCUCUGUAGUGUGACUUCUGUUGAUCUCAUCCUCCAAUGAUUAAAGGUCGAAUUGUAAAUGUUUGUGUGGUACUUAUCGAAGCAAGGAACUGUAUGCUGAUGUUUGCCUUGAUAUUAACUUGAUGACUCUGAACAAUGAGAACGGUAAGCUUGUUGUAAGACACUUUUCAUUAUCAUAUACCAAGCACUUGUUCGUCAAUAAAUGCGUUUUUCCAUUCUGA
Micropterus salmoides (largemouth bass) is the source of this 6999-nucleotide messenger RNA. It is a transcript of the gene nr3c1, whose product is annotated as nuclear receptor subfamily 3, group C, member 1 (glucocorticoid receptor). Bases 308 to 2659 code for a protein of 783 amino acids. Lineage: Eukaryota; Metazoa; Chordata; Actinopteri; Centrarchiformes; Centrarchidae. The transcript is spliced from 9 exons. The record is from RefSeq and is a predicted model, not a curated record. Gene Ontology annotation, molecular function: zinc ion binding; DNA-binding transcription factor activity; nuclear glucocorticoid receptor activity. Gene Ontology annotation, biological process: nuclear receptor-mediated glucocorticoid signaling pathway; regulation of DNA-templated transcription. Gene Ontology annotation, cellular component: nucleus.